Molecule: messenger RNA, 2750 nt
Organism: Oryza brachyantha (malo sina)
Lineage: Eukaryota; Viridiplantae; Streptophyta; Magnoliopsida; Poales; Poaceae
Product: isoamylase 3, chloroplastic
Exons: 24
Coding region: 28-2346 (772 amino acids)
Biological process (GO): carbohydrate metabolic process
Molecular function (GO): hydrolase activity, hydrolyzing O-glycosyl compounds
Source: RefSeq, a predicted model, not a curated record
ACCGUCGCGCUCCGCUCCCAUUUUUGGAUGGAUUCCGUUGGUAUAAAUCGCGCCCCGCUGGGUUCCGCCGCUGCCGCCGCUGUGUCAGCCCGUUUGCGCCCUGCUCGUCGCGCCAUUGCGCCCGUGAACCGUGCGGCGGCAAUCGCCUUCGGCGACGCGUCUGGGCUUACAGCGUGUUCUGAAAAGUUUGGGCGAUUUGGAUUUGGACGAAGCAUCACGUCGCGAGCUCAGAGCGGGAACGCUGGGAGAAGCAUGACCGAGGAAAGAGAAUGUACAAUGGCUGAUACUGAAAUGCCGUUGAAAUAUUCAUCUGGUAAAGCCUUUCCAUUAGGAGUGUCUCAAGUUGAAGGCACGCUUAACUUCGCAAUUUUCUCUCAGCAUGCUUCUUCUGUCAUUCUCUGGUUAAAGCUUCCUGGGAGGGGAACUGAAGAUGAGAAAGAUGUUGUUGAGUUUGUUUUAGACCGGCAGAGGAACAAAACUGGAGAUAUAUGGCAUGUGUUAGUGGAGGGCUUGCCUGCUUCAGGUGUUCUUUAUGGGUAUCGUGUUGAUGGCCCUCAAGGAUGGGACCAAGGCCAUAGAUUUGAUAACAGUGCUAUUCUUCUGGACCCCUAUGCAAAAUUAGUUUCUGGUCGAAAAUACUUUGGAAUUGCUGAAGAGGAGUCAACUCAGUCAUUUGGAACAUAUGAUUUUGAUAGCUCUCCUUUUGACUGGGGCGAUAACUACCAGCUUCCGAAUUUGCCUGAGACAGAUCUAGUCAUAUAUGAAAUGAAUGUCCGUGCUUUCACUGCCGAUGAGUCUAGUGGUCUUGAUUCAGCUGUUCGUGGAAGCUAUCUUGGUGUCAUUGAUAAAAUCCCUCAUUUGCUGGAACUUGGCGUUAAUGCAGUGGAACUACUUCCUGUUUUUGAGUAUGAUGAGCUCGAAUUCAAGAGGUACCCCAACCCAAGGGACCACAUGGUCAAUACAUGGGGCUAUUCUACGAUAAACUUUUUUGCACCCAUGAGUCGUUAUGCUAGCGCUGGUGGUGGACCAGUGGCUGCUUCCAAAGAGCUCAAGCAGAUGGUCAAAGAAUUGCAUAAUGCUGGCAUAGAGGUUAUUCUGGAUGUUGUUUACAACCAUACAAAUGAGGCCGAUGAUGCUAACCCAUAUAUGACUUCUUUUCGUGGCAUUGAUAACAAGGUCUAUUAUAUGUUAGAUCUGAAAAAAAAUGCUGAACUACUGAACUUCUCAGGCUGCGGGAAUACACUGAACUGCAAUCAUCCUGUUGUCAAGGAGCUCAUACUUGACAGCUUAAGACACUGGGUUGAGGAGUAUCACAUCGAUGGAUUUCGAUUUGAUCUUGCAAGCGUUCUUUGUCGUGGACCAGAUGGCUGCCCUCUUGAUGCACCUCCACUCAUCAAGGAAAUUGCUAAAGAUGCUGUAUUGUCUAGAUGCAAGAUCAUUGCUGAACCUUGGGAUUGCGGCGGCCUUUAUCUUGUAGGGCAUUUCCCUAACUGGGACAGGUGGGCUGAAUGGAAUGGGCAGUACAGAGAUGAUAUUCGAAGAUUUAUUAAGGGUGACCCUGGUAUGAAGGGGGUGUUUGCAAGUCGUGUGUCUGGAUCUGCCGAUCUCUUUCAGGUGAAUAAUCGGAAGCCUCACCAUAGUGUAAAUUUUGUGAUUGCACAUGAUGGAUUUACAUUAUAUGACCUUGUUUCAUACAACUUCAAGCACAAUGAUGCUAAUGGAGAAGGUGGCCGUGAUGGAUGCAAUGACAACUUUAGCUGGAACUGUGGUGUUGAAGGGGAAACAAAUGAUCUGAAUGUUUUAAGUCUGCGUUCAAGACAAAUGAAGAACUUCCAUGUAGCUUUAAUGAUUUCUCAGGGCACCCCAAUGAUGCUGAUGGGCGAUGAAUAUGGUCAUACACGUUAUGGAAACAACAAUAGCUAUGGACAUGAUACUUGCAUCAAUCAUUUCCAGUGGGAACAGUUGGAACAAAGAGAUGGCCAUUUCAGGUUUUUCUCAGAGAUGAUAAAGUUUCGUCACAGCAACCCAAUACUCCGACGAGACAGUUUUCUUAAUAAAAAUGAUGUCACCUGGCACGAGGGUUGUUGGGAGAACCAGGAAAGCAAAUUUUUGGCAUUCACAGUACAUGAUCACAACUCCAGUGGAGACAUCUAUUUGGCAUUCAAUGCGCAUGAUUUUUUUGUGGACGCUGUAAUACCCCCGCCACCGCACCAUAAAUGUUGGAAUCGCGUGGUGGAUACCAACCUGGAAUCACCGAAUGAUAUAGUACCAGAAGGGGUGCCAUUUAAAGGAUCAAAAUACAGAAUUGCUCCAUUCUCUUCCAUUCUGCUUAAGGCAAAUCCUUAGAAUGGUGCAGGCAAGUUAAUAUGAAGAGAGCAUAAAAAUAAUGUCAGGGCUGGCUUCAUUGGUUAAAAGAUACGAUCAACCGUGUUCAUAACCAACCAUGCUGCAGCCAGGAGACGAUUGAACCCUAUGAAAAUAAACCAGUUGGACUCACAGUAGCAGUCUACACUUCAAAAAAAGCAACCAGUGUAAAGAAAUGUAAUAACAACUGCCUGAUCAUAGUUGGCUACGGCAGAUGAGGGGACGUUUGGAAUUCAGGAAUUUCUUCCGGUUACUGUAGCACGUAGGAAUGGGUUAGGGCUUAGGGUCCUUUGGGGGCAAAAAAAAACUCGAAGUGUCCAGUUUCAUGUGAGUAUGACCUGGCUAUGGUUAUCAGCUAUGAAGGUCCUGUUUCAUAAUGUUCCAUC